AUGAGUAAAUCACGCGAGUCUCUCUCUAGCCGAAAAUCUUCUAAAUCAAGUGGCAGAUUAAGCAGUAAGUUUGAUUUUGAUCUUCCUUCAGCAGGAUCACAAGAUAUGAAAAAUCAGUCCGAAAUUAAAAAAGAUAAAAUAGAAAAUAACGAUGAAGAUAGUUACGGAUACUCAUAUUCUGAUGAUAUUAACUUUGAUAACGAAGAUAGUGAAGGUCAUGACGUUUUUAAUGUUAAAACUCAUUCAACAAAAGAAAAUACUAGUUCAGAUAUUGUAUUCAGAACAGAUGAAAGGAUCAGAACUGAGUCAAAAUUUACUGCAUCUUUACAUUCUGAUUCAAUAUUUCCCAAAAACGACACGAAAAAGUUUGAUGCUGAAAAGAUGCAAGAGCCACCACCUCUUAAGCUUACUUAUAUGGAUGAUUCAUCUUAUUCUGAUGAAGAUGACUUUGGAAAUGAUACUACAAGAAAUGACAUUAGAUAUCAUAAACCAGAGUGGAAUUUCCCACUAAAAAGAAUCCCAAGGAACAAUGAUGAAGGAUUAUAUGAUACAUUAACAAAUUGUUUCAAUAUCAAAAACAUUGUGACACAGCUAAAGAGAACAGCAUAA
Trichomonas vaginalis G3 is the source of this 609-nucleotide messenger RNA. RefSeq lists its product as uncharacterized. Bases 1 to 609 code for a protein of 202 amino acids. Lineage: Eukaryota; Parabasalia; Trichomonadida; Trichomonadidae. The record is from RefSeq and is a predicted model, not a curated record. The transcript has a single exon.